UCAUCACGUUGUCUCGCUUUUGAAAUUUCUUUGAUAAACAAAGUGUAAUUCACGUUGCUAACAUACGGGGGCAGUAUUUUUGCUUAAAUUACUUUCAUCGAUCCAUUCGAAUCUGUUGAAUCCAUUUUAUUCAUUGCGAUCAUUGGUUGAGAAAUUUAGUGAACUACUCUGGUGUAUAUUCCGCUGUAUAGAUUUUUGUAGCCCAUCAUACAGAGAAGCGGACAAACAAAAAGUUAAGAGUGGUCAUGCAAACAGUGAAUAAAUGUGGGAAAAGAUUUUCACAGGAAUCACGAAGGGCACGAGAACAUUUAGCACCCAUCAAGUGUAGCGCCCUGUAAAAUUAAGGUUUAAUCAUUACCCAUAACUCCUUAGAAGGAAGCUAAACCUUGCUCCUCGUAUCUUAGUUGAAACAGAAGUACUGUAGUGUUGAUAGCCCGUCGGAUCUUUAGUCAUGCAGUCCGUCGUGUCAAAUAAUGUCAAGAACUUUUCUGUGGAAUACAACCUAGCUAACCGAAGCAAUGUGUUCAGCAGCGGGGAUUACAUCACGGGACGUGUUGCAUUCGAAGUGACAAGAGACUGCAAAAUAGAUUCGCUGUGGGUCAAGAUGAAAGGAAAAGCAAAAGUCAGAUGGUUUGAACAUUAUGGAAAAACAGUUGUGGUAUACAAAAACAAAGAGAAAUACUUCAGUAUCAAGACAUUUAUCUUUCAGGAUGGCUAUGGUAAUAAUGUUGUCACUCGGGGUUCCCACACGUACCCAUUCACCUUUCAAAUCCCCCAAGUAAACCUGCCGUCGUCAUUCAAGGGCUCAUAUGGAAAAAUCAAGUACACUUUGGAGGCAAAUCUGAGCAGGUCGAUGAGAACUGACUGCAAAGCCAAAACUCAUUUCCGUGUCAUUAAUAAAAGACACAGUGACGCGUUUUUGACGUCUCCACAGCAAGGCAUCACUGAGAAGAAAAUGAACUUCUUCUCUUCAGGAACAGUUCAAAUGGAAGUAAAUAUCGAGAAAACUGGCUUCUUUCAAGGUGAAGGCAUUAAGGUGGUGGCCUAUAUUCUAAACCGCUCAUCUCGCGGCAUCAGGCCCAAGUACUGCUUGUAUAAGAAAUACAGCUAUUUUGCAAGUGGCAAGAGGAGAGUAGAAACCAAGAACAUCCUAAAAGAGGUGGGCGAGUCUAUCCCUCCUUCUGCAGGUCACUCUGUAACCAGGAUCAUCAGCAUCCCUCCCACUACAUGUGCGUCCAUUUUAAACUGCAACAUCAUCAAAGCAGAGUACCGACUCAAGGUGUACCUGGAUGUCAAGUAUGCCUCAGACCCAGAGAUCAAGUUCCCAGUGGUUGUCUUGCCAUCUGUCCAGGCAUCUGAUGAGCAGCAAUUGCCCACGAAGCCUGGCUUUGAACACAAUUCAAACAUGGGUGGGAACAUGAACUUCAUGCAAGAGCCAAACUCACCACUUCCCCCAAUCUAUGAGGAUUGUAUGAUGUACCCACCCUCGACUGGUUUGGAUGGGAAAUCUUAGAAGCUACUGCCGGUGUCACAGUGAUACAAUUGGUUAGCCCAUCACAGUCAUAUGUUUUGCGUUACAAUCUCGAGCAUUGAACAAUCUAAAUUGCCAACAGAGGUGAAUGUGCGUGUGAAUGGUUUUUAUUUUUACAUGCACUGUAAUUGACUGGUGACCACUCCAGAUUGAAACCAGCCGCUGGCCAAAAAGCUAGCAGAAGUCAACUCCAAGUGAUAUGUGACCUUGAUUAGCAUAAGUGGUAGAAAACGAUUGCAAUAGAUGGAUGAAUUUUAGUCAGUUCUCUUUUCAAGUCCGAAUGAAGAACAACUGCAACAUCGUUCUUAAAUUGUUGUAUUAUUGGACAUUGGAUUGUUUUAGCUGGUCAUUUUGCAAUUAAAACGAAGUGAAGAAAAUCAUUUUAUUUUACACUCUUGUAUUAAAUUACAUUACAGUCAACAAAGUAGCAACGCAAUAGCACAAAAGCCAGUCUCCGCAGAGUAAAGAAGCCGACAUUAGUCUUGGCUGCUAGAUUGGGACCAUGAUUUAUAUGUAAUGGAGUGUCACUAUAACAUAAAAUCGUUUCAAUCUGAAGAUUUAUAGUUUGGCAUACCGAAUUGAUUAAAAAGCCAGAAGAAAUGAUGAAAA
Molecule: messenger RNA, 2140 nt
Organism: Hippocampus comes (tiger tail seahorse)
Lineage: Eukaryota; Metazoa; Chordata; Actinopteri; Syngnathiformes; Syngnathidae
Product: arrestin domain-containing protein 3-like
Exons: 6
Coding region: 452-1513 (353 amino acids)
Biological process (GO): protein transport
Cellular component (GO): cytoplasm; plasma membrane
Source: RefSeq, a predicted model, not a curated record